AAACCGAGGGGUUCUUCUCUCUUGUCACUAUUGAGCGUAGGCUACUACCGACAUCAAGCGUGCAGCAGCGCCGCGUGGGGAUUCCCUCAAUCAGGAAUUAAAAAAAAUCACAGUCGACAACACGCGGUAGACUGUAAAAUCACGAGCUAUGUAGGUGACAGGAAGGGGAUGGGAAGAGAAAUGUGUCACCAGAUCGGUGGCUAAGUGGUCUGCAAGCUCAUGCACUCGCGAGCAAUUCAGACCUGCUGCUUCAUCACAUCUUUGUAGCCGCGCCGACAUCAGAACCACAGCAGAGUAGGGUGCAGAGUCUGGAACUGGUGAUUUUGUGGCAUGAGUACCACACACAAAGCCAGCAAAACACUCAAGGUGAAGCGUGAGCCGGGGGCCAAUGGCACGUACCUGUGCGACGACGAGCUGGUGUCCAUGUCGGUGCGCGAGCUCAACCAGCACCUGCGCGGCCUCACCAAGGAGGAGAUCGUGCAGCUGAAGCAGCGGCGGCGCACGCUCAAGAACCGCGGCUACGCGGCCAGCUGCCGCAUCAAGCGUGUGACGCAGCGGCAGGAGCUGGAGCGCCAGCGGGAGCAGCUGCAGCAGGAGGUGCGCAAGCUGGCCAGCGAGAACGCCGGCAUGCGCCUGGAGCUCGACGUGCUGCGCUCCAAGCUGGAGGCGCUGCAGACUUUCGCCCGGGCCGUGGCCCGCACGCCGCUCAGCCCUCGGGGUCACCUGGCCUCGCCUCCCCCCUCCGCCGCCACGCCGCUCGCGCCCUCGGGCAAGGUGGCCGCCACCAGUGUCAUCACCAUCAUCAAGUCCAAAGUGGAGACGAGGUCAUAACCGGGGGGUCGUAGGGGUCAAACUUGAGGUUGUGAUCAGACAGGAGGGCUAUAGCUGGGGUGGCAGAUCUCUACCAAGCAGGACUGGAGAACCUGGGCAGCACAAAGAGCACAAUCAACUUGGAUAAAGUAGUGUUAUGCCAGAUCAUAUUUUCUGGAGUUGUUUCUUCCAUCAAGCCAGGUAGCUGUUUCAUUUUAUUUCUUCAUUCCAUUGCUGAGUGAUGUUUACACAUGUCAUGUGACCAAGAUGAGCAAUAAUAACAGUAUUAUGUGGGAUACGACCAGCAGGAGUAGUGCUUUAUGGCUAUUCUGUGAUAUGACCUGGCAGGCAAUACUUUCCCUUUAUUUGACAGGACCCCAAAGACAUGUCAGUAAAGUAUGUCAUGGUAAAAUCAUCUCCGUAAUAAAUCGAAUAUGGCAUCUCUCAGAACAGCAUCCUUGGUAUAGUUCAAAGUGUAGUAAAUGCCAGGCCUUUUUGACAGAUGAGAUACGUAGUAAUGAUGCUUCCAUUAAAUAAAGCUACCUUUUGAUCUCUGUAUAUCAGAGAUUGGGAUAGUAUGGAGAGUCAGUACCAUUGGAUGUGUCCUAGUCAAGUUAGUCCACUGGUCUAUGUUACUUUGUUUAGUGUCCUCAUUUGGAAUUUUUAAGUGUUGGUUAAUCAUUGCGAGUUAUACUGAUUAUAUACAUGGCAAGUGUUUGUAUGCAUUCAAAAGAAUUUCAAAAUACAGCAGAAAUGUGCUUAUGUUGUAAAUCUGGCAGUAAUACUGUUUCCAUGCUUUAAAUCAAAUCUCACUUAAAUAGAUUACCAACUGGUACAAGUGUGUGUAACGUAAGUAUAGUUUGUUUAUUUUGUCAUCCAGUCCUUACAGUUUUUAUAGUUCUAAAAUUAUUAGUUAUAAAACAUCUGUAAACAUUUCCAUGCAAGAUACAUAGUUCAACAUAAUGUUCACCAUUAUUUUGCUGUUGUUGUUGUUGUUGCUGUUAUUUCAGAAAAGAUAGGAAGGAAGUAUACCCAUCAAAGAAAUCCUUAGCUGUUUUUCAGUCUUACCAAAAGUGGCUUAUUGAAGUGUUCCAGCUUUCUGUAUUGCAUAGGUACCUGUUGUGAGGUGACCCGUGAUGUGACUUGUGUAUGACCUGUGCAUGACCUGGUGGCAGAAUCGCUCACUGUGCAGUCACUGUAACGACAUUUUGCUCUAAUAUCAUUCUACUGUACAGCUAACUACUGUAUUAUCUGUAGACAAGGUCUGUAGUGUGUGGUUAUAUUGAGCCCUAUGAAGGUAGUAAGAUGGCAUACUCAAGUUGUUGUAGCAUACAAGGUGCCAAAUGGCAAUCUGUUCACAAGCAAGCGUUGCAUAGCAAUCAGUACACUUUGCAACACUUAAAUAAUAUGGUUGGUAAAGGCACAACUUGUAGUGAAUUGGGUCAAGGACAUAUAAUCCAAUUCAAGGUUCAUCAAACAUGUAACAUUUGUCAAAAGAUCUGUUUUGGAGCUAUGUAUUAUUUUGAUGCCUAACACUAGUUCUGCUCCAGCCAAACCUAAAGGCUGUAUCUGCCUAUUCACAAAGCCAGUGGACUUCUUCCCCAGGUAAAGGAUAAUACUGUUUUUUUUUUUUAAAUUAUGCUACUUCAGAGACAAACAGUUGGCACAGAAUGGACGUUAUUUUUGUGGUCUGGAGUCAUUAAAGGAAAUAAUUCUUUUGAUGGGACUUUCUACUCAAUACAGCACUUGUUACCUUUAUGAUCUAACAAUGUUUGUGUUCAACUCUAUAGAAAUAGGUUGACUUCAAGGUUGAUUUCCACUGCUCAAUUCUGUGCCCUCUUCUUCUCCCAGACAUAGUGUCGCCUGACUGCAGAGUGGGGCUAGACCCAUAGCAUUGCUGAGAGCACAUUUUUAUCCAGAAAUGUGCAUGUAAAGGUCGAUCUAAGUUUGGUUGAGUUAUUUAAGUUGCUACAGCUCUUCAUAACACAUGGUCAAAGUGAGGCUGUCCCUUCAGUCUCCUAUCCCCUGGUCACUUAGCUGAACCUAUGUAAGCCAAAUAUUGGUGAUCCAUUCAUAUUGACGAUGCAAGUUGUGUAAAUAAACCUCAUGACUACCAGAUUAAAUUUCUAAGCACAUCAUCAAGAGUGAGGUCACCAGUAAAGUCAGUGAUGUUUUACAGUCUUUCUUUUCUUUGUUCAUUUCUGAGAUCAUUUGUAAAUAACUGAGUGCCAGUAUCUUUAUUAAUGAAGUGUGAGUAGAGAUGUGUGAUAUUUCUUCUGUAUGGGUAAUACUGUUCUAGUUUGUUAUAGAUAUUUCAAGAUUCGAAAACUGAACAUCUUAAUGUUUCUGUACUUUAUACUGUAGAAAAGUGACUUUUAUCUGUCUAAAGGUGAUAUUGUGUAUUCGGAUAACACAACUGUGGGUUGGACCAGUUUUCAGAGGUGUGUAAGUUUUGUGUGUCUGCAUUAUAUGUUUGUUCAUAAACAGCUGACUUUAUUUUCUAUAUAUGAUAAAUAAAAAGCUUUUGAAAUGUACUCAGUAACAGGGUGCCUUAACAUGCAACAAUCAACUGGGUUUCGCUGACCCACUUUGCCGCUGGUAAAAAUAACCAGGGAGGUGACUUUUGGUUAAAUCAGACAGUGGUUCAGGAGACUGUG
Alosa sapidissima (American shad) is the source of this 3467-nucleotide messenger RNA. Its product is annotated as transcription factor MafG-like. The transcript is spliced from 3 exons. The record is from RefSeq and is a predicted model, not a curated record. Gene Ontology annotation, molecular function: DNA-binding transcription factor activity, RNA polymerase II-specific; RNA polymerase II cis-regulatory region sequence-specific DNA binding. Gene Ontology annotation, biological process: regulation of epidermal cell differentiation; regulation of transcription by RNA polymerase II. Lineage: Eukaryota; Metazoa; Chordata; Actinopteri; Clupeiformes; Clupeidae. Gene Ontology annotation, cellular component: nucleus. The coding region runs from base 331 to 831 and encodes 166 amino acids.